Messenger RNA from Aspergillus calidoustus, 1209 nucleotides. Lineage: Eukaryota; Fungi; Ascomycota; Eurotiomycetes; Eurotiales; Aspergillaceae. The record is from the annotation of a GenBank genome assembly.
AUGUUCAGCCGAACCUCCCGCCCCGCCGCCCGCUGCGCCCGCGGCCAACUCUACGGCCCUAGCAAAGCCCGCCUGCAGUCCACCACAUCCCAAUCCUCUACUUCUUCAUCGCCAGGCACAAACCCGGCCCUUGUCGGCGGUCUCGCCGGUGGAGCAGUCGCCUUUGGCCUGGGCUACGCCUGGUACCACUUUUCCGGCGCCAAGACCGCCGUGCGCACGGUCAAGGAGACGCAAAAAUACGCCAACAGCGUCAAGCAAGGGAUCGUCAAGAACGCGCCCGAACCCGACAAGGCGCUGGAGUGGUUCCGUGAGACCACCAAGAGGUAUGCGGCGUUUAUCCCGGGCGCCCGGGGGACAAUCGACACUGCAUUCGACGAUCUCGAGAAGAUCCGCGAGAAGCACGGCGAGGAAUUCGAUGCCAUUAUGCGCGAUGCGUAUGGCGAGAUGAGGGACCUGACGAAGAAGGGCGGCGCGAAUAUGGAUACGGCAUUUCAGGCGCUGCAGAUUCUGCAGAAGCAUCUGAAUCGCCUGUUGGAUCUCUCCGCAGAUGCCGCGGACGAUAUUUUGAACAACCACCCGAAGCUCAAGGAGAAGAUUGGGGGGAGCUGGGAUCAGUUGAAGGAGAUGGGCGAAGCGUAUGGGCCUCAGGCCAAGGAGGAGGUUAACAAGACGUGGGAGCAGGUUGUGGGGAUUGUGAAGAAGGGGCCGAGCCUUGAUGCCGUGGAGGAGGUUAAGAAGCUUCUCCAGGAGAAGCGCGAGAAGCUGCAGAAGCUGGGCGACGAGGCAUGGAAGAAGGGAAUGGAGGAGUCGAAGGAGUAUCUCGACAAGAACCCCAAGGUCAAGGAGCUGGUUGAGAAUAAUGCCGAUGCACUGAAGAAGGCUAACUUCACCGAGCUUUGGGGCUUGGUAAAAGAGAGCGCUUCGUCUGGAAAGACCGAGGAACUCGAGAAGUAUGUCAAGGACAAGGUUGGAAAGGCCAAGGAUACCGCGCAGAGCUCGGGGAUUGAUCUGGACAAGUGGUCGAGCCUGGUCCCCGGCGGUUCAGAGAUUCUGAGCCAGUUGCAGACUCUGCAGUCUUUGGGCGAGAAGAAGGGCAAGGAGGCCGAGGGUGUGCUCAAGGAGGCGGCCAGCGAGCUGCAAGAAGUCUUGAAGAAGCGAAAGGACCAGCUGGAGAAGAUUGCUGACGAGGCCAAGCAAGAGAGCAAGUAA